AUGGCAGAAGAAAGCAAUAUAAUAAAAGUCAGCGUCAAGAGAGGAUACGCUUCCUUCGUCUAUCAAAGCAAAGAAGUCCUCAAAACCCACGAAACCGUUGCGCUCCAUGGUCUUGGCGAAGCUACUGCCAAUGUUGUUAGAGCUGCAGAAAUGUUAUGCUCUAAUGGCUAUACAACUCUUGAAAAUUUCCAAACUUUGAGCGUCCCUGAAACAGAUCGUGAAGGAAUAAGCAGAAAUAGGAACAAGGCCAUCAUCACGCUGAGGCGUUCUUCAAACUUUGACCAAAUUUGCGAAGAAUUUGAAAAAACAAGAAAACCAAAAUAA
Blepharisma stoltei is the source of this 324-nucleotide messenger RNA. The record is from the annotation of a GenBank genome assembly. Lineage: Eukaryota; Ciliophora; Heterotrichea; Heterotrichida; Blepharismidae.